AAUAUAAGACCGUUUGUAUCCCACAUUUUUCAUCACAAACACAAAAACAACAACCUCAAAAAAAAUAAUAACAUGACAACAAAAACAACCCUCCUCUUCCUCUUCCUCCUCCAUGUCUCGGUUACCGUAGUUAACUCCAUCGGGGUUAACUACGGUACCUUAGCAGACAAUCUGCCACCACCAGCAACCGUAGCAAAUUUCUUGAAAACAAACACGAUCGUUGAUCGUGUUAAGAUCUUCGACGUGAGUCCACAGAUCCUUCAAGCUUUUGCUAACACGGGAAUAUCUGUAACGGUUACGGCGCCAAAUGGGGAUAUUGCUGCGUUAGGAAAUAUUAAUUCGGCACGUCAAUGGGUUCAGCAGAAGAUUAAACCUUUUUAUCCUGCUACUAAGAUUAAUUAUAUUCUUGUUGGUAGUGAAGUUCUUCAUUGGGGUGAUGGUAAUAUGAUUCGUGGUCUUGUUCCUGCUAUGAGAACUCUUCAUUCUGCUCUUGUUGCUGAGGGUAUUAAUGAUAUUAAGGUUACUACAGCUCACUCAUUAAUAAUAAUGCGACAAUCAUUACCACCAAGUGCCGGAAAAUUCAGACCAGGUUUCGCCAAACACGUAAUAGCACCAAUGCUGAAAUUUCUAAGAGAAACAAGAACACCAUUCAUGGUUAACCCAUAUCCAUAUUUCGGUUACAAUCCAAAGAACGUGAACUUCGCGUUAUUUAGACCAAACCGUGGAUUGUUCGACAGGAACACCCGACUAACUUACACAAACCAAUUCGAUGCUUUAAUGGACGCUGUUUAUUCAGCAAUGAAGGGACUUGGUUUUGGUGAUGUGGACAUUGCUGUUGGCGAAACGGGCUGGCCUUCAGUUUGUGAUGGUUGGGAUGCUUGCAGCGUCGCGAAUGCUCAGAGUUAUAAUGGUGAGUUGAUCAGGCAUUUGGAGGCAGGGAGAGGCACGCCGUUGAUGCCAAACAGGAGGUUUGAGACUUUUCUUUUUGCUUUGUUUAACGAGAAUCAGAAACCUGGUCCGAUUGCUGAGCGUAAUUGGGGUCUCUUUCGGCCUGAUUUCUCUCCUGUUUAUGACUCUGGAAUCUUGCGCAAUGCACAGAGACCAGUAGCACCGGUACAACCAAGACCAGUAACACCCGUACAACCAAGGCCUGCAAUUGGGAGCUGGUGUGUGCCGAAGCCGGAUGCAAGUAACGCAGCGUUACAAGCAAAUAUAAACUAUGUUUGCAGCCAAAAAGUUGAUUGCAGACCAAUCCAACCAGGAGGUGUUUGCUUUGCUGCCAACAAUCUUAGGGCUCUUGCCACUUAUGCCAUGAAUGCUUACUAUCAGGCUAUGGGAAGACAUCCUUUCAACUGUGACUUCUCUAACUCUGGUGUUAUUGUUUCUACUAAUCCAAGCCAUGAUAAUUGUAGAAUCUAAGCAUGUUUCUUGAAGGUCAUAAUCAGAAAGGCAAGGUCAAAUCUAAGCAUCUGAAUAGAAGAGGGAAAAAGGAGUGAAUGUGGCUUUGUGUUAAUUCAUGACUUUAUGAUUAUGCAUUCAUGUACUUGUUGUCUUGAUUUAUUUUUUGGAGGGGUUGUUGUGUUGAUUAUUGUAUAUUAGUUAAAAAGAUGUUAACAUUGGCAUGACAUUUCAUGCUUAAUUUAAUAUAAUAUAAUGCUCGUUUGUGGCUAUAACUAUUUGAUAAA
Medicago truncatula (barrel medic) is the source of this 1685-nucleotide messenger RNA. Its product is annotated as glucan endo-1,3-beta-glucosidase. Bases 73 to 1419 code for a protein of 448 amino acids. The transcript has 4 exons. Gene Ontology annotation, molecular function: hydrolase activity, hydrolyzing O-glycosyl compounds. The record is from RefSeq and is a predicted model, not a curated record. Gene Ontology annotation, biological process: carbohydrate metabolic process. Lineage: Eukaryota; Viridiplantae; Streptophyta; Magnoliopsida; Fabales; Fabaceae.